AUGGGCUGGGGACACGGAAGGGGUUACCAUCACUGGGGCCAUCACCAUCACCAUCAUCCUCAUCAUCACCACGGCAUUGGACGAGCAGUGGCAGAAGUGGCCGAGGUGGCCGUCGUGGGCAGCGUGGCCGCCAUCGCUGCCGGUGCCGUGGCCAAUGCAGUCGCUUCACGACGCCCCGAGCCCGUGCGGGAGGUGAUUGUCACCCCGCAAGCGGGAGCCACGCCCGUGGUGGUCUAUGAAGGCAAGGGUGGAUGGAAAGGCAACGGUAAAGGACAUGUGACGGAAAUUCUUCAAGUUCCACCGUUGGGUGUCAGUGCUGUGGGCAUUCCUGCCAUGGGAAUCUCCAAGCAGCAAGGAGUGACCUUCUUUAGCGUGGAUGUGGUGCCGGAGGUGGGGCCUUCAUACCGAGUACAGAAGCGCUACAACGAUUUCGAUUCCUUGAAGGAGCGGCUUCACCGGAUGGCGCGCCACGCGUGGAUCAACCAGGACUUCCCUCCCAAGCACUUGUUGAGCUGCGAGGGGGCCAAACUGGAAGAUCGACGCCAUGGCCUCGAACGAUGGCUCACACGGAUUCUGAAUGAUCCCCACAGUCGAGGCCUUUGGUGCCUGGAGCUUCGAUCCUUCUUGGAGGUCAAUGGCAUUCACACUCUCCCACCAGCGGUGCCGGUGGCACCAGUGGCUCCAGCAACUCCAGAGCGGGAAGGAGAAGUCUUACAAAUCGUGGUCCCUGCAGGAGUUUUCAGUGGACAAACCCUGUCAGUGACAGUGCCAGAUGGACGGCAGUUGGCCUGCAUGAUACCUGCCGGUGUGUCAGCCGGAUGUGAGCUCCAGCUGUGGUUUGAUCCGGUCUUUGGCACCCACUUGUAUUUCCUUUGCGCGUGCCAUCGCCUUGCAAGCCAAGAAGAGGAGGGAUCUGAGCUAAAGCCGGGUCAAGGCUGGACAUUGGCUGAGAAGCUGUUAGCGAAGCUGCUACAAGAGUGGGGUGGCAAGAAGGAGUUCGACCAUUGGUGUCAAGCUGCGCUGAAAGCCUUUGUUGCGCGAGCACCACAAAUGCUGCUGAACUUGCCCUGGAGCAAAGCCAUCAAAGGUGCGAGGAAGGCUUUCGCACGGCGGAGCCAGUUGAUUUUCAUCCACACGCACUUGUUGCGGCCACUUCCGCCAGAGACGACCUCCAAGGAGGACGUUGCCACGCAAACGGUUUUCGCAGAUGGUUGUGCCAAGCUGUGCGCGGAGUUGAUGAUCUCUCUGGAGGCGUCAGAGGACAAAGCUGCAAGCCAGCAGAAGCUCAGAAAAGAAUGCCUUCAUACCCUCAAGGCCAUUCACAAGCUCCGACAGAAGUCUGGUGGGCUGCCACCUGAGAUUUCAGAUGCCAUCGCUGAAGCGCUUGCCAGCUUCCGGGAUUCCCUCCCGCAGAAGCGUGGCGAGGCGUCGGGUGUCUUGACGGCGGCAAACCCACCACCACCUAUCCAAAACCGAAGUGAACAGGAAAUCAAAGAGAAGGUCACCUCUUGGAUGAAUUUGGUGCACCCCCGUGCUCCGGAAUUCUUCACAUUUCCGUACCAGUGGGAAGAGAUUUUGGUGCAAGUUGCUAAGUUCACUGACCGAGCUGAUGAUUGUAUCCAAGGACCUGACAAGUGUGUUCAGUGGUAUGGGCCAAGUGAAGAUGGGCAGGCAGUUUUACUUGUGAGGCCGCCAGGAGAGAGCGAAGCAAGGAAGACCUACUUGAACCGCAUUCUCACCUUCAUCUUCGCACAUGACGAACUCUACUCCUGUAUUCAGGCGCUGCCCAAGGUCCCUCGCCGUAAGGUACCUUUGAAGAUGAGUUGCGGGAAGCCUCUUUGCGUGUUCUUGGGACAUAUCACCGCGGCAGAGGCUGAUGGAUUCCCUGAGAAUGACACUGCGCCAGAACAGGUCUCGAAGGCAGACCUGCCGCCUCCACCACCGUUGCAAAAGCGAAGUGAACAGGAAGUCCAAGAGAAGAUCAAGUCUUGGAUGGUCUUCGUGCAUCCACGUGCCCGCAGCUACUUUGAAUCAGUGGAGAAGUGCGAAGAGGUCUUGGGACAACUGGCCAGGUUGACUGACAGAAAUGACGACUUGAUUCUUGGAGACGAGGACUCAUGUGUUCAUUGGUAUGGGCCGGUGUGCGACAAUGGGCACGCAAUCCUCAGCCUGCUUAAGCCAGGACAUAUUGAACCAUGCCACGCCUAUUUGACCCGCAUUCUCUCCUUCAUGUUUGCCACCGAUGAACUCUAUGAGAAGCUGAUGCCGUUGCCUAAGGUGCCCUUCAGGAUGAGUUGCGGGAAGCCUCUUUGUGUGUUCUUGGGACAUGUCAGCGCGGCAGAGGCUGAUGAGUUCCCUCAUCAGCCUUCAAGGUCCUCUCUUGUGUCCUCCACAUCAUCUUAA
Messenger RNA from Durusdinium trenchii, 2403 nucleotides. NCBI's taxonomy places the organism in Eukaryota, Dinophyceae, Suessiales, Symbiodiniaceae. The record is from the annotation of a GenBank genome assembly.